AUGUCUCUAUUACCGCCCGUCACGUCUGAUGAACUUGCUACUCUACAUGCCAAAACCAUUAUUGUAACUGGGGGUGCCAGCGGCAUCGGCAAGGCAACAGUCACAAUCGCUCAUAGAGCCGGCGCGAACGUUGUAAUCGCAGAUAUGAACAAGGAGGCAGGAGAGCAAUUUGCUGCUGAGCUAAAGGAGCGAGCAAUUUUCGUAUUGACAGAUGUCUCCAAAUGGGACUCUGUUAUGGCUCUUUUUGAGACGACGUACGCGAAAUUCAAGUAUAUCGACGCCGUCUACGCUAACGCGGGUAUCCAUGGAUUCGAGGGACUUUUGGAAAAUGAGCUUGACGAUGCUGGGAAGCUGAAGGAGCCCAGCAUGAAAAGUAUUGAGAUCAACUUACACGGCGUCCUCUAUACAGCGAAAGCUGCUAUUCAUUUCUUCGAGAAAAACCCGGAGCUGAAGCAUCAAUUGGUGAUCACGGGAUCGGCUGCCAGUCUUAUAGAUACGCCGCCACUUUUCAAUUAUUGUGCUGCUAAGGCAGGUGUGCUCGGUCUAAUGCGAGGUUUAAGAUCUGUCCUGCCUGAAAAGAACAUCAGCAUCAACAUGAUCGCUCCCUGGAUGACCAUGUCGCCAAUGAUGCCACAAUUCAUCGUGGAUCUAUGGGCACACCCUACGGCCCUCCCCGCCAACGAUACUGAUGGGGUUGCAAGAGCACUCUUGAUUCCGGUUGUGAGACCUGAGCUCAAUGGUAGAACAAUAUGGGUGGCAGGUAAUGAUGCUGUUGAGCUUGAAGAGCCGCUUCAUAAGAGUCAGCAUUUGUGGAUGGGGAAGGACUUAUCAACGGCUGUCAAUGAAGGCCAGCUUCGUAUGGGAGUCAAGUCAGACUUCUAG
Messenger RNA from Lachnellula hyalina, 882 nucleotides. It is a transcript of the gene TPRL2, whose product is annotated as Tropinone reductase-like. The transcript is spliced from 4 exons. Lineage: Eukaryota; Fungi; Ascomycota; Leotiomycetes; Helotiales; Lachnaceae. Gene Ontology annotation, molecular function: oxidoreductase activity. The record is from RefSeq and is a predicted model, not a curated record. The coding region runs from base 1 to 882 and encodes 293 amino acids.